Engraulis encrasicolus (European anchovy) is the source of this 6519-nucleotide messenger RNA. It is a transcript of the gene appbp2, whose product is annotated as amyloid beta precursor protein (cytoplasmic tail) binding protein 2. Lineage: Eukaryota; Metazoa; Chordata; Actinopteri; Clupeiformes; Engraulidae. Gene Ontology annotation, cellular component: Cul2-RING ubiquitin ligase complex. Gene Ontology annotation, biological process: intracellular protein transport; proteasome-mediated ubiquitin-dependent protein catabolic process. The coding region runs from base 217 to 1983 and encodes 588 amino acids. Gene Ontology annotation, molecular function: protein binding; ubiquitin-like ligase-substrate adaptor activity. The transcript has 13 exons. The record is from RefSeq and is a predicted model, not a curated record.
GAACCGAGGGGGUGUCGGAACGGAGCGCAAAACAUGAGAUUAUGACAAUGAGACUGCAUUCAUAAUCCAACCGACGAUUUGACUUGUUUUAUUUUGAUAGUGCCGUGGAGGGGUGUAUGACGACUACUACAGAAAAUACUUGUACCUCUGUAAGGUAGCGAGGGAAGGGAAAGUAGGAGGGGGGCGGCGUAGCUGGAUUUAGAGAAGGAAAACAAUAUGGCCGCAGUGGAGUUAGAAUGGAUCCCAGAAACACUGUACAACACUGCUAUAUCAGCAGUGGUGGACAAUUACAGUCGAUCGCGAAGAGACAUCCGGUCUCUUCCCGAAAACAUACAAUUUGAUGUGUAUUACAAGCUUUACCAGCAGGGCCGGCUCUGCCAGCUGGGAGGGGAGUUCUGCGAGCUGGAGGUCUUCGCCAAAGUUCUACGCGCUUCUGAUAAAAGACACCUCCUGCACCACUGCUUCCAGGCCCUGAUGGACCAUGGUGUCAAAGUGGCCUCCGUGCUGGCCAACUCCUUCAGCCGACGCUGCUCUUACAUCGCAGAGUCUGACGCCCACGUCAAAGAAAAAGCCAUUCAGUUCGGCUUUGUUUUAGGUGGCUUCUUGUCAGACGCAGGGUGGUAUGGCGAUGCGGAGAAGGUCUUCCUCUCCUGUCUCCAGCUCUGCACACUCCACGAUGAGGUCCUGCACUGGUACCGUGCUGUAGAGUGCUGUGUGAGGCUGCUCCAUGUCCGCAAUGGCAAUUGCAAGUACCACCUGGGAGAGGAGACGUUCAAGCUGGCCCAGUCCUACAUGGACAAGCUGGCCAAACACGGCCACCAGGCCAACAAGGCAGCCCUCUACGGAGAGCUGUGUGCCCUGCUCUUCGCUAAAAGUCACUAUGAUGAGGCAUACAGGUGGUGUAUCGAGGCCAUGAAGGAGAUAACCGUGGGGCUGCCGGUCAAAGUGGUGGUGGACGUUCUCAGACAAGCCUCCAAGGUAGCAUGUGUUGUAAAACGGGAGUUCCGGAAAGCUGAACAGCUCAUAAAACAUGCCGUAUUUCUGGCAAGGGAGCACUUUGGACACAAGCACCCAAAAUACUCUGACACUCUAUUAGACUAUGGGUUCUACUUACUCAACGUAGACAAUAUCUGUCAAUCAGUCGCUAUUUACCAGACCGCCCUUGACAUUCGGCAAUCGGUGUUUGGAGGGAAAAAUAUUCACGUGGCCACGGCACAUGAGGAUCUGGCGUACUCCUCGUAUGUGCACCAGUACAGCUCUGGUAAAUUCGACAACGCACUAUUCCACGCAGAACGUGCCAUAGGCAUCAUAACUCACAUUCUCCCCGAGGACCAUCUGCUGCUGGCCUCGUCCAAAAGGGUGAAAGCCCUGAUCCUGGAGGAGAUUGCCAUCGACUGCCAUAACAAGGAGACGGAGGAGCGCCUGCUGCAGGAGGCCCAUGACCUGCACCUGUCCUCGCUGCAGCUGGCCAAGAAGGCCUUCGGGGAGUUCAACGUCCAGACGGCCAAGCACUACGGCAACCUGGGACGCCUCUACCAGUCCAUGCGCAAGUUCAAGGAGGCGGAGGAGAUGCACAUCAAGGCGAUCCAGAUCAAGGAGCAGCUGCUGGGCCAGGAGGACUACGAGGUGGCGCUCUCCGUGGGCCACCUGGCCUCCCUCUACAACUAUGACAUGAACCAGUACGAGGACGCCGAGAGGCUCUACCUGCGCUCCAUCGCCAUCGGCAAGAAGCUGUUCGGCGAGGGCUACAGCGGGCUGGAGUACGACUACCGGGGCCUGAUCAAGCUCUACAACUCGGUGGGCAACUACGAGAAGGUGUUUGAGUACCACAACAUCCUCUCCAACUGGAACCGCUUGAGGGACAGGCAGUUUGCGGUGGCGGACGCGCUGGAGGACGUCAACACCAGCCCCCAGGCCACCGACGAGGUGGUGCAGUCCUUCCUGCUGUCACAGAGCGACAGGCCAAACCAUCACCCCUGUUAGGGGGGGGAGGUGGUGAGGAGGGGGGCAGUGGUCACAAGGUGGCAGGGACACAAACAGAUACACACAAACACCGAAGUCACGUACACAUCUGAACGGACACUUGGGAGACAUACCGAUGCUCAUUUAGCAGUUUCCUUCGUACACACACGCAACACGCCUUCACAAGCAAAGAUGUGACUGUUCUUAAUCUGCACACAAACACACUCAAGAAUACAACACACACAUGAACUUCACAGUUCAACUCAAUACACUGUCAAAUGACUCGCAUGGUUUCACCAUUGGCAUGUUGGGAGUUAUGUCUGGCUCCCCUACACCUAAUACUUGUCCUCUGGAGAUACAGUGGUGGAGCGUGGUGCUAUCGGAGGAGCUUGCCCAGCCCUGACCUCGCUGCUCCCCAAAGCCAGUCAUCCAGCCAGCCUGCACCAGCCACCCAUACCUCCAUCACCUCCAGCGCUACCACCCUCCCUCCUGCCAGGCAUCACCCCAGCAGACCGGCUCCCAUCCUGGGCGCUGGGGAGGGUGGUGUGGGGUGGUGUGUUAUGUGGUUGGGUUUGGGUAAAGGGGCCUGGGAGCCGGAGCAAUACUAUCACUUGGAGGCAAAACACCAUUCUGUUUGGGUUUCAGGUUCACCACUGAUUUAAACAAAGAAGAAAAAAAGCAAUUCAAGGACAUUGAUGAAAGUACCCAUUGUCUGUCUGCUACAUACAAAUGGAGGAAUUAAAGAAGGAAAAAAAAACAUUAAAAGGCAAGUGUGGGAAACGAGAGAGAAAAAUAACAAGCCUGGUAUACACUUGUGGCCCUCUACGUUAAUUGUGUAAAACCCUGUAAAAACCCAUGUUUUUUUCUCUUUUCAUGUUUUCUUUCUUUUACUCUCCUAUGUUUAUUUAGUCUGUUGUUCCUGAAAGAUAUUGCUUCACACAUCUUGGGAAAUUUGCGCUACCACCAACCUCCACCACUACCACCACCAUGUGUGCUGUGUCUAGUAUUGGACUGAGCAUGUCCUGAGGGACCUCCCAAGAACCUGCUUGGGCUCUGUUGUGUCCACAGAAAGAACCGGAAAGAGCUCCGCUUUGCUUCUUCCUGUCUUGAUGAGUGAAGGAAGGAAUAUCAUCGGUAAUGACGAUUGUUGACUUUAAAACAUCAAAAAAAGAAAGUUAAAGAAAAAAAAGGAAAACCGUCAAGUCCUAAGGUCAAACCUUCGGUGUACAUGUGCGGCCCAUUACUGCUUUCGAAUUGGACCACAAUGUGUCUUUCUGUCACAAGACAAUUCUAUGGACCAGAGGAUUAUAAAAACGAGUGUUUUGGAUGCAAACAUGUUCUGAAAAUUUUCAGAAUUAUUAUUAUUAUAUUAUUAUUAUUAUUUUCUUUUUUGUAUUCACUGACAUGUUUAAAAGUAGACAUUAAGGUUAAUUUAAAUGCCAAUAAUUUAUAUGCAAAGCGUGCUUUAACUUUUAGGUUUAACAUUGCACAUAGAUGAGCCAAAUGGACUUUGUUUUCUCUUUUGGACAUGGAUGUGAGCACACACAUGGGAGCUCUGCCAAUAGAGGUGUCCGGUCUGCUCGGCUCCCGGGGCCAUGUAGGGGGAAAGAGAGGGCCGGACUGCAUGGGGGGAAAAGAGGGAGAUCACCACAGCAGAUCUCUGGAUCUCUGCAUCUCUCAGCCUCAUCUCCUUCCAAAGUGGCUGUGAGCAUAGUGGGAGAGGCUGCCUCAGCUCCACACCCACUGAGGGAUAAGCUGGAGUAGAAGUGAGGAUAUGCCUACAAAGCAUGUCACCGUCACAUCUAACCAGACCGUAAUCUACCCCCCACCCCACCCCCCUUUGCAUGGGGUUGCUUUGAUGGUCCAGUCCCCCCCCCUGGCACACAGCCAGCUGUCAGGGAGACCACAUAGGAAAGAGCUGAUGGAGGCACCUGUUUUUGUACAGCGGGGCUCAAUGCUGUGGGGUGCAAAGUGUGUCCAGGCAUUCGCAGUGAAUGCAGUGGCCCACUUACCAUUGAGUCCUAUUCUACAAGGAUUCCCAUUAGUCCUUGUGGUGAGGUCUGAGAGUGUUUCCAGCAGUUCAGUGUGGUGCCUUCCUUUAUUUUUCCAUCAGUCGGCCCUCUACUCCAUUCUGUUACGAUUUUCUGUUUAUGCCCAAAGAUUGGCUCAGUGAAAGAAAAACAAAAAAGGCUUUGCAAGUUUGAGUUUACACGAUUAUAAUUGCCUGCUUCUAACAAGCUGAAUCAUAGCACUGAUGAGAAUUGUUAACACCGCGUCCAGGGCUGUGGUUACAACAAACCCGUUUUUGGAAGAAGAAAAAAAACAAAAAAGACAAAAAGUGAUUGGAUUUGCAUUACAUAUAUACUUGUUCAUUAAGAUUUCACACCAUUUUUCCCACAAGUUGUUGUAGCGCACCAUGUUGUCUUUAAUCGUGUCACCUUUUUUUGUUUUUGAAAAUUUCUCAAAUCAUUUUUGUUGAUGUAAAUUAUAAGACGUGGAGCCAUAGUAAUGGCUACAGUGUCAGUCAGAUGUUUUUCUGACGUGGAUAUUGGUCCGGUCACAGUAGUGAGUGUUGGAUAUGUGGGUCUUACCCAUUUUUUGUUUGUUUGUUUUUUCUUUUUUUUGUGACACGGUGGGGCCCCAGCUCUGGCUGAAGUCCUAGCCUUAGCCUUAAAGGACGCUCAGCUAACGGUGCUCUGGCUCUCAGAAGCCUUCUUUUAGUAAAAAUUUGUUUUAUUUUAAAAUUAUUUCUCUCUUUUUCAUUGCUUUUGCUUCUUCCUGAGUCCCUUAUGAGCCAACUGCUGGUGGCACCAGCCGCAGCAGCAUGGCCUCUUCUCUCCUCUCCCCCUCCUGGUCUAGCCAGCGCUCUCCCCAGUUAAAUGGGGAUGCAUGCUACUUCCUGUUUGGAUGACCAGGUUAGGCGUAGACACACACACACACUUGUACACACACACACACACACACACAUGCACACUUGUACACAUUCCUCCCUGGCCUGUGUAUGGAAUAUUGAAUGACAGGAUGUGGGAGGUGUGUGUGUGUGUGUGGUGAAGUUGCUCCAGCCUGUGCAAAUGAUUGGAAAAGGGAAUCACAGGGUAGAGGGAGGGGAUGUGAGUGACCGUCAAGAAUGGGAACCGGGAGAUUGCCUUGCAUUUAGAGGGGAGAAAAAAGUUUAACAGGGUGGGAUAUUAGAAAUUAAAUGCUGUGAUGUCAGCAAAAAAAUGACAGUGAAAGUGCAUUUCCAUUUUUAAUUGACCUUUAGGGGAAUGAAAUGGUUGGGUGGGUGUGACUUUUUGCAUUUUUCCAGUAGGGGUUUCCUUUUUCCUGUUGGCAGACAAGGCCACUUAAGCUCAUAAGCUCACAACACGUUUGUAUAUCAGUGUCACUCCUCCUGUGCUUUUCUCUGGGCUGCCGUUUUGUGAAGCGAGGCUUGACAUCAUUGAAUAUUCUAACUUAUAACUAAAUAUUUUGCAAAAACAUAAUAUCAGAACCUAUUCUCUCAUUAGCAAUCAGGAUAGUGAAUGUUUGAAAUUCCCCACAGAAGUCAAAUUGAAGAAACAUUGUUUUCCACCCCGGAGGAGGGGUGACAGGCAGGAAGUCAGAGGGAAGGACAGGAUGAACAACAUUGAGUUGCAGACCGAUUCUAUGGCAAGGCCAGCCCAUCUAAUCCACACACAGCAUGAUCACACAAUCACUUCUUGUAUUUUUGAAUGACUGUACCCACCUCACUCACUGGCAAAUGUGCAUACCCCAUAACCCGAUUGCAUUAAAAAAAGUAAAUUAAAUGUGAGGGGGAACACACAAAACAUUUACGUUUUAAAUGAAUGCUUUCUUUGCGAAUGUUGAUUUGUAAGGGCUCAUUAUGUUUACCUGAAGUGGUAUUUCUUUGCUUUGGGUUGUUUUUAUUUGGCUAUUGAUUAAUUUCAUUGUGGGGUUUUUUUUUUUGGGUGGGGCGGGGUGUUGUGUAAAUUCUGCUCCAAGCAAGCAUCUCCAAAAAAAAAAAGCUGAGUGUGGGUUGCAGUAGAAUCCAAGUGGUAAAAUGGCCUGCAGUCCUCCACUCAUGUUUUCCCUCCCAAGUCAAGUCAUGUCAGUCAGUCAGUGUUCUCACACAAAGAGUAGCUGGCCUUUAUUUGCAUGUUUUUUGAGUAAUUCUAUGUAGAUAUAGGUAUAGAUAUAGAUGCUAAAGAUUACUGCACUGGUGAACUUUACAGCAACGUACCUACAUGCUAGAAGGACCAGCUUUCUGUAUAGCCAAAAGGAUGUGACACACCUGUAAAGUAUGAUUAUAUGGAAAAGUGAAUUUUUUUUGUGCCUCUGAAAUCUAAAAAGGAAUUACAUCCCAAAUAAACUUGUCAGAGAAAAAUAAUAGUAAUAAAAAAAGAACACAUUUUGUCCAUUCACUUAUAUCAACACUGUGGGAUGCUUGCGAGUGAAGUGUUAAAAUGGUGGAAUAUGACUUGUGACUGUUGUACAUUGUAUGGCUGUACUGAGCAGAUGCUGAGGCUGUCCCACAGCAAGAGUUGAAGCAAUGUUACUAAUAAAAUACUGGUUUCUACA